Molecule: messenger RNA, 1467 nt
Organism: Toxorhynchites rutilus septentrionalis
Lineage: Eukaryota; Metazoa; Arthropoda; Insecta; Diptera; Culicidae
Gene: Adat1
Product: tRNA-specific adenosine deaminase 1
Exons: 2
Coding region: 137-1417 (426 amino acids)
Biological process (GO): RNA processing
Molecular function (GO): RNA binding; adenosine deaminase activity
Source: RefSeq, a predicted model, not a curated record
UUAAUGUGUUAACAAUAUACUGGUUUUGCAAUCAGUCGGUGCCUUUAGACGUAGCAAGCUUACUAACGUACUUUAUUUUAAGAAGGGGUGUUGUUACUAUCGCAAUAAAUUCUAUUCUAUUCUAUUCAGAGCUAAUAUGAUGAUGAAUCAGGAACAAGCUAAUAGAAUUGCGGAGGCAUGCCUUGAAAAAUUCGAACGUUUACCCAAAACCGGGAAACCUAAUUUGGAAUUCGAAUGGACGAUUCUGUCGGCGAUUGUUUUGGUGGAUGGUGGUUCAGAGAUAGAAAUUGUUUCGAUGGGAACUGGUACAAAGUGUCUGGGAUCUGACGAAUUGAGCGAAAAAGGUGAUGUAUUGAAUGAUAGCCAUGCGGAAGUUAUGGCAAGGAGAGGCUUUCUGCGUUAUUUAAUGCAGCAAAUGAAUAAUAGUUUAAUCAAUCAAACGAGUGCUUUAAUAUAUAACAACGCGACAAAUAAGUUUGUUCUGAAAGAAGGGGUUAGUUUCCAUUUUUUCACGACGCACAGUCCUUGCGGUGAUGCGAGUAUAUAUGAACAAUCGGAUUUGAAACAAGAACCCACGGCUAAAAGAAUGAAAUGUGAAUCUAGUGAGGCAGGACAAAUUUUGAACACUGCAGAUGGUAUGACCGGAGGAAAACUUUUGAGCUGUACAAGCAACGAUUUAAUGGCGCAGGAUCUGGGUAUGAUUCGCACCAAGCCAGGAAAGGGAGUGCGCACCCUAUCGGUAUCAUGUAGUGACAAAAUGAUACGUUGGAAUAUACUCGGUGUUCAAGGUUCUUUGUUGAUGAUGCUUUUGGAACAACCAAUUUAUUUAAGAUCUAUCGUUUUCUGUGACGGAACCGAUUACAAUAAAGAAGCAGUUGAGAGGGCAUUGUGGAAGCGAUGGAACACGGAGUUGAUUCACAGUGUGUUGCUGAGUCCGUAUAGCUUGAAUCAGUCGGGUAUUUUUCAAGCCACAAACGGACUUUUGUUUGAUUACAGAAAAAAUAGGAAAGUCAAAUUUGAAGGCAAGUUUAAGCCGUACCCUGGAGGAAUUGUAUGGUGCAGUGGAGUCAACAAGGAAUUGGAGGUGGAAAUAUCUGGCAGGAGACAGGGCGUUACGAAGAAAAAACUUGGCACACCGGCAGCUCGGCUGAAGAUAUCUAAAAUUGAAUUAUUUUCAACGUUUGUUGGCAUCCAGAACAAGCUACUGGAAGUAGCCCGAACACGUGGACCAGCUGAAGUCAUCAAAGGGACUGGAACAAAUUCUGAAGAGCACCAAGUCUGGGAUAGUCACCUACGAUAUUGUGAGGCAAAGAAUCGGUCCCAUUUGUAUCGCGAACAGUGGAAAGCCCUUCGAGUCAAAGUGUUUGAGACAUGGACGGAGAAACCGAACAAUUUGUUGGAUUUUUCACUAGGUUGAAGAUAAUAAAGCUAACUUUCGCUAAUUUAUUUUGCGAUUUGUGUAUAGAA